Penicillium arizonense is the source of this 2325-nucleotide messenger RNA. RefSeq lists its product as uncharacterized. Lineage: Eukaryota; Fungi; Ascomycota; Eurotiomycetes; Eurotiales; Aspergillaceae. Gene Ontology annotation, biological process: transmembrane transport. Gene Ontology annotation, molecular function: oligopeptide transmembrane transporter activity. The transcript is spliced from 3 exons. Bases 1 to 2325 code for a protein of 774 amino acids. The record is from RefSeq and is a predicted model, not a curated record.
AUGGCCUCCAAAUCCCCGGCCCCCGAGAUCAAACCCGCGAUCAUUGAUGAGGAAGAAAUAGAUAAAGGCCAAAUUGUCAAGGCUGAAAUUGAUACUACCAAGAGCGAGGAGGAGGAUGAGAAUGAGAAUGAGAAUGUCGAGUUUGACUAUGAAUCAAAUCGAUCGCCAUUCCCCGAGGUCAGGGCUGUUGUCCCCGAAACAGACGACCCAGGUCUACCAGUCAACACAGUCCGGAUGUGGCUGCUGGGAAUAAUCUUCACAAUCCUUGGCUCUGGAAUCAACCAAUUUUUCUCACUGCGCUAUCCCAGCGUGCACAUCGUAUCCCUAGUGGCGGAGCUGUUAGCCUAUCCAUGCGGCGUCUUUCUAGCAAAGACCCUCCCAACAACCCCAAUAAAACUCGGCCCAUUAGGCGCAUUUACUCUAAACCCGGAUCGCUCAUUCAACAUCAAAGAACACACAGUGAUCGUGAUCAUGAGCAAUGUCUCCUUCGGAUACGGCAGCGCAGACGCAACAAACAUCAUCCAAGCCUCAAGCAAAUCAUUCUACAACUUCGGGUUGAAAGCCGGCUUCGACGUCUUGAUCGUCCUCUGCGCUCAACUCCUCGGCUUUGGUGUUGCAGGUCUCGCAGCACCAUGGCUUGUAGAGCCAGCAAGCAUAAUCUGGCCCGGCGUGCUAUCCAACUGCGCAAUGCUAGAGACUCUGCACUCGCGCGCAAAUCAUAUAGCAGAUGGAUGGCGAAUCACCCGACUCCGCUUCUUCCUAUAUGUCACAGCCGGCGGCUUCGUCUGGUAUUUCUUCCCAGGAUUAAUGUUCACAGCCCUCAGCUACUUCACCUGGGUAUGCUGGAUCGCACCCAAGAACGUGAUAGUCAACCAGCUCUUCGGUAUGCAAACCGGUCUCGGAUUGAGUCCGAUUACCUUCGACUGGAGUCAAAUCGCUUACAAUACAAACCCACUUCUGUCACCAUCAUGGGCGGCGUUGAACGUCUUUUUCGGAUUCGCUUUCUUCUACUGGAUUGUCGUGCCGGCGCUUUACUACACGAAUGUCUGGUUCACGGCAUACCUCCCGCUCAUGACGAGUGAUGUAUACGACAAUACGGGCGCAGUAUACGACACGGCGCGAGUAAUUGCAGCCGAUAAUACCCUCAAUGUCGAUGCAUACCGCAGAUACUCCCCUCCAUUCCUAGGCGCAACCUUUGCCUUCGUGUACGGUCUAUCUUUCGCCGCAAUUACAUCGGUUCUCACGCACAUUGGUUUCUGGCAUGCGAAAGACCUCUGGGCUGCAUUGAAAGGCCGGAACAGAUUAGACGUCCACGCGCGUCUAGUCCGAGCCUCAUACCGACAAACACCGUGGUAUUGGUAUGCGGGUAUCAUAGUAGUGAUAACAGCCAUUGCCAUCGCCAUCGUUGAAGUCUACCAUACCAAACUCCCCGUCUACGGCGUAUUCCUCGCACUCAUAAUCCCGGCAGUGUACAUGGUCCCCUGCGGCAUCGUGCAAGGCAUAACGAACGUCGACGCAAACCAGUUGAACGUCUUAUCCGAGUUCAUUGGUGGAUACCUAUUCGAAGGCCGUCCGCUCGCGAAUAUGAUUUUCAAGAUUCUUUCGACGGACGUCGUUGGUCAGGGUGUUUAUUUUGCUAUGGAUAUGAAGUUGGCGCAUUAUAUGAAAGUCCCGCCUAGGACUUGUUUUGUUGCGCAGGGUGUUGCUACUAUUCUCGGGGCUCUUACUCAGACUGGGGUUACGCUUUGGAUGCUUUCUAAUAUUGCGGAUAUUUGUGAGUCUGGGCAGUCGGAUGGGUUUUCGUGUCCUAAUGGUCGCACUGUUUAUUCUUCGUCCGUUAUUUGGGGUCUUGUUGGCCCUCGGAGGUUGUAUUCUGCUGGGAGGAUUUAUUCUUCUUUGUUGCAUUUCUUUUGGAUUGGCGCUAUUGCGCCGAUUGUCACUUGGGCGUUGUAUAAGUAUACGCGUCGCGAGUUUUGGAAGUGGAUUAAUUGGCCGUUGAUCUUUGUGGGCACUUGGAAUGUUCCUCCGGCAACCGGCAUUAACUACUCCAGUUGGGCGCUUGUCAACUUCGUGUUCAACCAUGUCUUCCGUCGUCGAUACUUUGCCUGGUGGACGAAGUAUAACUAUGUCUUGGCCGCGGCUCUUGACACCGGCCUUGCUCUGAGCGGUAUAGUCAUCUUCUUCUGCAUUUCAUACCCUGGUGCUACAUUCCCAUCGUGGUGGGGAAAUACGGUGUAUCUCAAUACUGCUGACGGCGAGGGCGUGGCUUACAUGGCUAUGCCGGAGGUGGGAUACUUUGGACCUGCGAAUGGCACUUGGAGCUAG